This is a messenger RNA of Zophobas morio, 1482 nucleotides long. RefSeq names its product gustatory and odorant receptor 22-like. Gene Ontology annotation, biological process: chemosensory behavior; male courtship behavior; sensory perception of taste. Gene Ontology annotation, molecular function: olfactory receptor activity. The record is from RefSeq and is a predicted model, not a curated record. The transcript is spliced from 8 exons. NCBI's taxonomy places the organism in Eukaryota, Metazoa, Arthropoda, Insecta, Coleoptera, Tenebrionidae. Gene Ontology annotation, cellular component: dendrite; axon; membrane. The coding region runs from base 1 to 1482 and encodes 493 amino acids.
AUGAAUCAGCCCAGCAAGAAAAACGAUCAGAUUCAACAUACCAAUUAUUUAGGACCAGAGUAUGCAGUUUAUCAAAGAACCAACAUUGUUAAAAUUGCUGCUUCGCCGUCUGUGUAUAAUCCAGACGAUCAACCAGACCCCGAUUUACUGGAGCAAUAUGAUAACUUUUAUCAAACAACCAAAAGCUUGCUGGUGUUGUUUCAGAUCAUGGGUGUUAUGCCUAUAGAACGGUCCGCAAAGGGAAAAACAACAUUCAGAUGGCUUUCGUCAACAUCAAUAUACGCCUACUGCAUCUUUGCUGGGGAAACGAUCUUCGUUAGCAUGGUUUUUCGAGAAAGAUUAAAUUUAAUACUACAACCUGGAAAGAGAUUCGAUGAAUAUAUUUAUGGUAUAAUAUUCUUGAGCAUUUUAAUUCCACACUUUAUGUUGCCUGUUGCUGCUUGGACUAACGGGGCGGAGGUGGCCAAGUUUAAAAACAUGUGGACACGGUUCCAGUUAAAAUAUUUCCAAGUGACAGGUACUCCCAUCAUCUUCCGCAAUUUAUCACUAAUAACCUACACCCUCUGUAUAAUGUCCUGGGUAAUGGGUGUCGCCGUGAUGUUGGCGCAGUUCUACCUCCAAACCGACAUGCUCCUGUGGCACACAUUCGGCUACUACCACAUCCUCGCAAUGCUCAACUGCCUUUGUUCCUUGUGGUUCAUCAACUGCACGGCCAAAGGACGUGUGGCCGUCUGGAUGGUACAAAAUCUGCACAAAGCUCUCGAAUCCCCCGACCCAGCCAACCUGCUGGGAGCUUACAGAGACUUAUGGGUGGAUUUGUCCCACAUGAUGCAGCAAUUAGGCAAGGCCUACAGCGGAAUGUAUAGUAUGUACUGCCUGCUGAUUUUAUUGACGACCAUCGUGGCAAGUUACGGUUCUGUGACGGAGAUAAUGGACCAAGGGUUGUCGUUCAAAGAAGCUGGUUUGUUUAUUAUCGCUUUUUAUUGCAUGACGCUGCUUUAUGUUAUAUGCAACGAGGCGCAUCACGCGUCGAGAAAAAUGGGCCCUCAAUUCAGGGAAACACUCCUCAAUGUUAAUUUGAGCGCUGUCGAUCAACGGACGCGACAGGAGGUGAACAUGUUCUUGACGGCCAUCGACAAGAACCCGCCGACGAUGAAUCUUAACGGUUACGCCAAUGUCAACAGGAAAUUAAUAUCGUCGACAGUGACAUCAAUAGUAACAUAUCUAGUUAUGUUAAUGCAAUUCCGACUAACAUUGAUGCGGAAUGCGCAGCUCGCCGCAAGAAGAGCCAACGCUUCUUUAUCCUCUGGGAAUACGACGACGACGUCCCAAGUCGUGCACGGCCAAAUUAGAGUCGAACACAGCACAACAGCUCAUGGUGUAGGCACCUGGAUCGCGCUGCAAGUUGACCAGAUUAUAUCAGAAACGAAAGAUGCUGACAACACGCCUGGUAUACAGUAUGGUACAACUGAAUCUAGUUAA